Molecule: messenger RNA, 961 nt
Organism: Raphanus sativus (radish)
Lineage: Eukaryota; Viridiplantae; Streptophyta; Magnoliopsida; Brassicales; Brassicaceae
Product: floral homeotic protein PISTILLATA
Exons: 6
Coding region: 164-790 (208 amino acids)
Biological process (GO): positive regulation of transcription by RNA polymerase II
Cellular component (GO): nucleus
Molecular function (GO): protein dimerization activity; DNA-binding transcription factor activity, RNA polymerase II-specific; RNA polymerase II cis-regulatory region sequence-specific DNA binding
Source: RefSeq, a predicted model, not a curated record
UCUCUCUCUCUCUCUCUCUCUCUCUCUCUCUCUCUCAUCAAUGUUCCUUUGAGACCAGUGCUCUUCCUUUUCUUCUCCAAAUAAACCACAUAUCCUCCCCUCCAUAUCUUAACAAUUUCUCAUAGAACCCUAAAACUGAGAAAAGAGAGCUAGAGAGAGAAAGAUGGGAAGGGGGAAGAUAGAGAUAAAGAGGAUAGAGAACGUAAACAACAGAGUGGUGACGUUCUCAAAGAGGAGGAAUGGGUUGGUUAAGAAGGCGAAAGAGAUCACAGUUCUCUGUGAUGCAAAAGUUGCUCUCAUAGUCUUUGCAAGUAAUGGUAAGAUGACUGAUUAUUGUUGUCCUUCCAUGGAUCUUGGUGCUAUGUUGGACCAAUACCAGAAGCUAUCUGGCAAGAAACUAUGGGAUGCUAAGCAUGAGAACCUCAACAAUGAGAUUGAUAUGAUCAAAAAGGAGAAUGAUAGCUUACAACUGGAGCUCAGGCAUUUGAAAGGGGAAGAUAUACAGUCUCUCAACUUAAAAAACUUGAUGGCCGUAGAGCACGGCGUUGAACAUGGCCUCGACAAAGUCCGAGACCACCAGAUGGAGUUCCUUAUGACAAAGAGGAGAAACGAGAAAAUGAUGGUGGAGGAGAAUCGGCAGCUCAGUUUCCAGCUGCAACAGCAGGAGAUGGCGAUAGCUAGCAACGCAAGAGGAAUGAUGAUGAAAGAUCAUGAUGCGCAAUUCGGGUAUAGAGUUCAACCCAUUCAGCCAAAUCUUCAGGAAAAGAUUAUGUCAUUGGUCAUCGAUUGAUCAUAUUUGAGAUUAGCAAUCUCAUGGCCAAUCUCUAUGUCGUGUGGUUCUUUAAUUUGUCUUUAUAAUUGUGUGUCCUUCCAAUCUCGAGCCACAUAUAAACUCUCUAUCCUGCUUUCUUAUGAACUCUCUAUGUAUUGGUUGUGAUUGAUGCGUGUUGCUUUCACUUGA